AUGAGCAACCAAGAACAAUUCUCUAGCAGUUGUGGUGAUAAUGGAAACUCCGAAAGUCUGCUUAUUGAAAACUCACCUCUGAAAAAAGCGAAGAUUGAGAUAGAAUGUGAAGAUAUUGACAACAUUGAUAGGAUCAAUCAACUACCUGAAGCUCUUAUUGUUCAAAUUCUAUCUCGAUUGUGCAUAACAGAUGCGUUCAGAACAACUAUUCUCUCUAAAUAUUGGCAAUACUUCUGGACUUGUAUCGACAACAUUGUUUAUGAAGAGGAUUAUAGUCGUUCAAAUAGCUCGACAAUGCACAAAUUUAUUUCCUUAACGGAUAAUGUACUACCUCUGCUUAUCUGCUCCACCAUUAAAAAUUUCAGUCUAAACUUUGUGUUCAGAUAUGAUGAUGACGUGUCUUAUUUUCCCAAAAUUGACAAGUGGCUUGAAUUUGCUGUGAAUAAGACAGUGGAGGAUCUACACUUGAAUAUACGUUAUACUGUUGAUCCGACUGAGCAUGACCAACCCUAUAGCUUGCCAGUAGCUCUCUCUAAUAGUUCAUCGAUUCUAAAACUUAACUGCAAGAAUUGCAGAAUAUUAGAAGAUUGUGUACUAAAUUGGACAUCUCUGAGGAGUUUAACACUGAAAAAUUUGUUUCUACGGGAUGAACACAUUAAACAAAUAAUGUCAAAUUGUCCUCAAUUGGAAUCUUUGAAGCUACAAGAAUUUUGUGGUUUUAAUCGUUUGCACAUGACUUCUCCAAAAUGUAGGCGGCUGCAUUUGAUCCAUCACGGUCAUCCUUGUGGGGAUUGGUACUCAUUCGAAGGUGAUAUAUGUUGCUUUGAAAUUGUUGCUCCACAUGUUGAACAUUUAACGAUUUCUGGGGUUUUUAAUCAUACAAAAAUUAAGCUCAGAGACUUGUCAUCUUUGAAACAUGCCAAUCUUGAUCUCGUCUGUGAUGAAUUUAAUGAAAUGGAUAAACACAUAGUGAAAGAUCUUUUGGUAAGCGUUCGUUGUGCUAAUGAGCUAAUACUCUCAUCCUGGUUUAUCAAGGUAAUUUCCAAUUUGAUGUUAGAAGAAGAAAAUGUCUUUUCACCGUUGCUGGAAUGCAGAUGGUUGACAAUAAGUUCUUGUAUUUCAAAACUUUCGUUCCCUCUACUAGACAACCUCUUAAGGUCGACUCGUAAAUUGGAAAAUUUGAUGAUAUUUCCUGAUACGCCGUACCAUCCUUUUUUUGAGGACGAAGAUUUAGAUUUGGUGGAAGACAAGUACCUCUCCUUUGAAGAAAACAUAUUCAAAGUUUCCUUACAGAAUUUGAAGAAUGUCAAGGUUAUGCCAUUUUGUAGUCGUACGCGUAGAUCUGACGAAACAGAGCUCAAUCAAUUCUUGAAGUUCUUACUUGAGCAUGCAAUAAAUCUGGAGAAGCUGGUUAUAGUGCCAGAGCAUAAGGAAUGCAACAAUUGUUCUACUAAUACCUCAUACCUGAAGUAUUUGUUAGCUUUUCCAACAACUUCUAUUCGUGCAGUUAUUUCCUUAGGAAAAGCUAGUCAGAAUGUUUUCUAUAGUGAUGUUUGA
Molecule: messenger RNA, 1557 nt
Organism: Solanum stenotomum
Lineage: Eukaryota; Viridiplantae; Streptophyta; Magnoliopsida; Solanales; Solanaceae
Product: F-box protein At5g03100-like
Exons: 4
Coding region: 1-1557 (518 amino acids)
Molecular function (GO): protein binding
Source: RefSeq, a predicted model, not a curated record